UAAAGGCAUGAGUCUUGUUGUCAUCAAUUGUCAAUACAUACAGUUUGGUGGUGGGUCUUUUAAAAACUUCACGUUUGGUUCAAACGGUGGCCGUUCUGAUCAUACUGUCGGUUCCUAUGUGGACUUGUUCAACUCGUGCUCGAUACCAGUGCAAGUUUGCUUCAUGGAAGCAUUUGAUUGUUAA
Molecule: messenger RNA, 184 nt
Organism: Acanthocheilonema viteae
Lineage: Eukaryota; Metazoa; Nematoda; Chromadorea; Rhabditida; Onchocercidae
Source: the annotation of a GenBank genome assembly